Molecule: messenger RNA, 555 nt
Organism: Brassica oleracea var. oleracea
Lineage: Eukaryota; Viridiplantae; Streptophyta; Magnoliopsida; Brassicales; Brassicaceae
Exons: 4
Coding region: 158-544 (128 amino acids)
Source: RefSeq, a predicted model, not a curated record
GUUGUGGAAAGACGGGAUUUCGCGUUAUUCCAUUCAUUUCUCUCCUCUCUAAAAAAAGCUAGGGUUUCUCAUCUCCGCGGCGAUCUUCCGUGCGACGGCGAAUUCCGUAGGUUUUGUCCAUCAAAUCGACGAUGGUCUCUGUUCUCGACGCUCUAAGAUGGAUCCGGCUGAAGAGAAAAGAAAUUCAAAGAGGCAAAUCGAUUACAACAACAUGUUAGGGUUCAUGGCCGAUUCAGAGUACGGGAUUCCAAGAAAGUGUCCAUGUGGUGGGAGAAUCAUUGAUGAGGUUAGACGGAAGGACGAGUACGACACUCAUCCGGGGAAGCGGUUCUUCACCUGCAUAAACCACGAGGCUGAUGGGUUCCAUUAUCGUCAGCCUUGGGUGAUAGGUGUGCAGGAGGAGAUCGAGAGGUUGACUAAGCGGGUGGUGGAGGCUGAAGACGUCAUGAGGGAGAUGUCGAAAGUCACUAAACAGAUUGAGACACUGGAGGUACAAAUCCUCUCUGGGCAGGUGGCUGACCUGGAGAAGGUUUGCUUCGAAUGAAAAGCAAAGGU